Messenger RNA from Humulus lupulus (European hop), 1728 nucleotides. RefSeq lists its product as uncharacterized. Lineage: Eukaryota; Viridiplantae; Streptophyta; Magnoliopsida; Rosales; Cannabaceae. Bases 299 to 1348 code for a protein of 349 amino acids. The record is from RefSeq and is a predicted model, not a curated record. The transcript is spliced from 5 exons.
AAAAUCUGAAGAGAAGAGCGUAGCGUUACUACUUGCUACUACCUAAACAAGGAGACCACUGUAACAACCCUGCUCUGUGCUCUACCAUAAUAGUCCACCCAAAAGGGAGGGAAUUUCUCUCUCUUCUUCUCUGUGACUGCCAACUUCCGGAUCGUUUCACUCCCCAAAAGGCCAGAACCCAACCCAGCCAUUGGACCGCCCUUCUCCGGUGACCGGAGACCACCUCAACCGGAUAGAACCCCUUUAACGGCUCAGUAGAAUAAACUGAAGUCAAAAUCUCCAGCAUUUUGUCAAACAGAUGGGGAACUGUUUCGCCAAGCCGAAGAAACUCGCGUCUCCGGUACUGGCGCCGGUUUCGGUCUCGGUUCCGGUGACGAUGGCUAAACCGAAGAAAAAAUCGACGGCGGAGAUCGUCCCCCACGAUCACCACUCGACUGUCCGGCUCUACGGCACCCCCAUCAGCUCCCAUACGGCUUACAUCCGGUUCGCACUACAACACAAGGGCGUCCCGGUCCGGUUCACCCCCUCGAUUUCCGACCCGCCCCUGAUCGAAGUCGGAGCAGAGCGGGUCUCGGGUUCCCGGGAGUCUCUUCUCCAGUACAUUGAGUCCAAGUUCCCGAACCCGCCGCUGGCGGUGAAAAAAUGCAACGGCGAGGAUGCCAAGCCGUGGGUAGUGACGUUGACGGCGUUACAGCACAGGAGCAUGACAUGGCAUGUGGAGAGGCUUUUGAGGUGGUCAGAGGACCUGGGGGCGCGUGGGGGAAAGAAGAGAGGCAGCGGCGGCGGAAUCGACCCGCGCGUGGGGACUCCGAGAAUGGAAGUGAAGAAGUUCAAUAAGAGCUACUCUCAGUUGCUGGAGUUGAUGCUUGAACACGCUCAGAUGGAGGAACGAGUCCUCUUUCCAAUUCUCAACUCCGCCGAUCCAGGAAUAUGUAAAGCUGCAAAUGAGGAACAUGCUAGGCACCUACCUAUAAUGAAUGGCAUCAAAGAAGACAUAAAAUCCAUUGGAGUUUUGGACAAUGGCAGCCCUGCCUAUCUAGAAGCUUUCUCCAACCUUUCUAAACGCCUCAAAACACUGCUGGAACACUGCAAAGAACACUUUGUGGAGGAGGAAAUACAAGUACUUCCCUACAUAGAGGCGACUGAGCUGAGCAAACCGAGGCAGCGGAGAGUGCUAGAGCAGUCGCUGGACGUGAUGCAAGGGACUCACUCGCGAUUGUUCAACUUUUUCCUCGAAGGGCUGCUUCCUCUAGACGCAAUGCAGUACUUGGAUUUGGUUGCCAUGUGCCACGACGAAGAACGAAUGUCCUCCAUGCUUCAGAUGAUCGAGGACAUUAAUAGUCUAUGAUCAAAAUUGCAGAGAUGAGUUGCUGUGUUCUGUUUUUGUUUAUGUUAAUACACAGUGAGUGAGUCUCACCUAAAUCACUGACAUAACAAGAUAUAUUAUGGUUUUUUUUCACUGCUUUCUUAGCCAAUGUGAGCUCCAGUUUCUAGUUUGAGUCUGCAAAUUUGUGGUAAAUGAACAAAUUGGCAGAAGGGUCGAUAAAGAGGAGCAUUUGUGAACUGCAGAGGAGAUGUUGUUUACUUUCUUUCUUUCUUUUUUUUUUCUUAAAACAUUAUUAGUUCAGUGUGCAUUGUAAAUAUAUUAGUACUUGGAUCAACUUGUAACAAAAAUUUGUGUUGUUUUGAUAUUAAGAGAAAUAAGAGUGAAAAAUGAGACUUCUGUGA